Molecule: messenger RNA, 2070 nt
Organism: Bacidia gigantensis
Lineage: Eukaryota; Fungi; Ascomycota; Lecanoromycetes; Lecanorales; Ramalinaceae
Exons: 3
Coding region: 1-2070 (689 amino acids)
Biological process (GO): regulation of transcription by RNA polymerase II
Molecular function (GO): RNA polymerase II cis-regulatory region sequence-specific DNA binding; DNA-binding transcription factor activity
Source: RefSeq, a predicted model, not a curated record
AUGUUCCUACCAGAGACCCUCACCUCCACGAUCUCGACUAUCUCGCGGCCUAUCGCUGCUGCAGCUGCACCUCCCGCCAAUCCCGCCGAGAAAAAGGAAAACAAGCGUGAUCAGCAUUCUUCCUUCCACCUUCAGAAUAUCUUCAACAAACACCAGCAAGAAACAAAGAAAGGACCAUUCUUCCCAGCGAUCAAUUUGUCUUGCCUUGGACUAUACACAUCUUCACCUCCAAUUGUUCUCCACCCAAUUCAAUCACCUCACUCCCAAUCAGUGCGCGACGAGUCCACCGAACCAAGCCUUUUACUCCGCUCGAAAUCACGGUACCGCGACGCCAGAGCCUUCCACGUACCCUCUAUACCUGUCACCCUUGAGAUUCGAGUCAGAUCCUCACCAUAUUCUUCCUACACAUACGUCAGGGCGCCCCACAGACCUAUUCAAGCCCCAGCAGUACACACCUGCAGAAAGACGCUGCGCAGUGGCUCUCUCCACUGCCCAAGCGCCACAUACAAAGAACUGGCUUCCUUUUCGCCGCCACUGCAGCGAGAUUACUUCCACCUCCCCAGUCUUGACUUGUCGAAAUACAAGUCUCAUAAUAUUUCUACAGCAAAGAAUAACACUGCCCACACGGUGACGCCGAACAGAUUGCCCUCACUGGCUUUCCACACAGCACCCGCCGGUAUCCACUGGCAGGGUGUGAUAGGUACGGCCUUGAACGCUCAAAAUACGCUGCCGACGCCUCCAAGUGACGCAGGAGACGGCUACAAGCUUCCUGGGCACGCCUCAACGAGCCCGGCUGAUGCCACGCAAAAUCAAUCAUCCGCCAUGGGUUCCAUGAUGGAUUCCACUGCGACUCCUGGAAGUCUGACUGCACGACGCCCUGCUGCUGGCAACCUCCCGAACAUGGAACUGCCUCCUCUUCCCUUUCGAAACAGCACACCAGCCAAACCAGUGGGAUUUGCCUUUGACCUAAAUCAAGCCGCUCAGACCGGAGGCGCGGUCGUGAAUCCCACCACCAACCUAUUGACUCCUCCGACCACAUUGCCAACGGACGGUUUCACCAACAGUGCCAUCUCGGCCACAAACCAGGCGCCUCAGACCUUUCCACAAGCCUCACCUUGGUAUAAUUUGAGAAUGGGUACUACACCGCAAUCAUGGACUCCCAAUGCAAAAGGACUCUUCUCACCUUCUAUCGCAGAUACUCUACAGCGACCAAUCGCAGAUUCUCCAACAUCACAAGAUAAUCUUUCCACGAGUCUUCCUCCUCCUCCACCAAGCUUUCACGACGCAAGCCCAUAUGGCCAAAAUAUACCUACAAAUAUACCUACGCACAUUACAAAUCAGCAUGCAUUCGCACAGAACGCCUCUGCCAAUGACACCGACGUUCCUCCAACGAAUGUAGCCCAAGAAUCAUAUAAUGAGAGACCAGCUUCAACUCCAUCAGCCUUUCAAGGAAGCAUUUCGCAGCCAAAUUCUGCGCAGGCUAACAACUUCUCUAUGUACCCGACGUCGUCUCCACCACUGCAAAGUCCCAUGAGUGCACCUCUGCCAGGCUCCUCACCUUCCGCUGGUUCACAAGGUGCUUUCAAUAUGCCACCUAGGCACAACUAUGGGUACCAACCAUACCCAGGCAAUUACCAGGUACAAAUGCCUCCUGCGCAAGGCCAAUACAGCGCCCCAAUUAUGGCCAAUGUGGGCCAUCCUGGAAAUCCCAUGACUCUUGUGAACGUGCAUGGCGGCGUGCCGCAAAUUCCAUACAGCAGCGGCUUCAUUGCGGGUGUGUACUCACACAAUCCGCCGAAUCCUCACCAAGAUCGACCGUUCAGGUGCGAUGGAUGUCCUCAGUCGUUCAACAGAAACCAUGAUCUCAAAAGGCACAAACGAAUUCAUCUUGCUGUGAAGCCUUUCCCAUGCACACACUGUGACAAAACCUUCUCACGCAAAGACGCACUCAAAAGGCAUAUUCUGGUCAAGGGCUGUGGAAAGAAUGGGUCCGACCAGAAGACUGAGCGCACCAGCCGCCGUGAGGAUUCUACAGAACUAGGCGAUGAGGCAUCCCCAAUAGAAACGUGA